CAUAAAGUGCAAAGAUGAAGGUGGUGCAGAAAAUUCUGCAAGUUCUUUUAUUUGUUUAAAUUUUUAAACUUAUCAUAGUUAAGCAUUAAACUGGAACUUGUACUGAUAUCUGAUUAAACAGUGAUUCUACUAGAACUAAUAAGUUGUAUGUAUCUUAACAACAAUGAGUGCAAAAAAAAAGUGUUACUGCCCUAACAUAAAUAAGUCGAAGACAUCAUGAAGAGAAAAAAAAUGAAUUCACAAAUUUUAAACAGGUUAAUUAUUUGAAAUGACGUCAUUAUUGCAUUCAAUGAUGUAUGAAAAAUAUAGUGGAUUUUCAAAAGAAUUAAAUUGCAAUUAGCCCAAUUAAAAAAUAAAGUGUUGCCAUCAACUUGCAUUAAAUAUGUGCAGGAGUGAGUUUUUAACCUUUCGGUUGGAGAGCAUUCAAUAGUCUUCAACUAACAUUAAUUAUGAGUUAAUAAUAUAUCUAAAAUGUUCUACAAGUAUAGUAUUUAAUUGGCUAAUGAAAAGUGAUAACUGCCGAUAUAAAAAAUAGAAAAUGUGUUUGUUGUUUGUCUUUAAGAAUACGCAUUUUUUUUUUACAAAAAUGGGAACACUGAUAAAAAUCUAUAAAUUAAAAGAGAAAAUACGCUGAGAGUGUAGUUUGGUAUAAAAACAAACAGUAAAAACCGAACCGAGGUAGCAAAACAAAAGUAAAAAAACGUGCUGAGCAAGACGGAAAUAAGUAACUAUAACACAAUGACAUCACAACACUGGUGACGUCAUAUCGAAAUACAGGUAUACAGGUGGAAAAUUGUGAGUAAAACUGAAACAUGGACUGUAAGACGAAAAUGAGCGAUGAUGAUGAUGAAGAGGAGGGUGCAUGUUGUGUUAUAUUAAAAUCAGACGGUAAAUCUACAGCUGAUUUAGGACCAACCACAACUAACGAAAGCAAUGUAAACACCUGCGGUGGUGGUUUCGACGACAAUAACGAACUGAAGAAGGAGCGUUUUUCUCUACGUGAGCAACAUUUUAAGGAUUUGGAUGAUUCAAACCAAAAGAGUUUAAAAGAUGAUACAGAAUUGCAAGAAAAGGACAGGCAAAGUUUGUUAACAAUAAAAUCAUAUGAAACCCCAGCAACGCUUUCGCCGACUAAUUCGUACAACAGUGACGGUAGCAGUGUAGGUGGCGGAGCCAGACGAAAAUCACAAAGCGGUGGUUCCACACCACUUAGUGGAGCUAAAAAGAAGGCAAAGGGAGCGAAUGUUAAAUCUCCUGCUGCUUCGACACCGACUGUCCCAAGUACUUCGGAUAAUUUUAAUUUAUGGGUUGCUCGGGAGUGUUUUGAAACCAUACCCGCAGAGACUGUAUAUGAAGUGGAUGACAAUAUAGCUAUUGAAGAUGAAGACGAAGAAGCUGCUGUAGAAAGUUUAUUAGGAGCAGCAGCAGCACUUCAAGUGGCUAGUGGUGUCCAAAGACGACAGAAACAUUUACGGCAACCGCAACAUCGUCCACUGGAGCGUUCGUGGCCACCUCGUGCAAUUGGAAGAGAUAUGAAACUACAAGGCGAUGUAUUUAAAUUUGAUAUUUUAGACACUGAUGAACGAUUAGAUGAAUUCAAUGAUGCUGGGAUAACGGGAGGAGGUUAUGGUUGUACUACUAGAAGUGCAAAUAAUUCUCCAUUACUUAUGCUUAAUGAUACGACUUCCACUAGUCCUCAGUAUGAUUUGAGUUCAUCCUCAACACAACCGCCAAUGAAAUUUAAACCACUUAUUAAAAAAAAAAUUGGUCCGGACAGUUAUAUAAAUACUAUAAGCACGAGAAAAGUACCGAUAACAGAUACUUAUGAAUUUCCAACAUUUCCUAUAAAAGAUAAUGGAAUAAAUUGCAGUCAAUUUCCACAACGACAUCGUCCUUUAACACGUGCCUUAUCAAACGGUAAAGCCACUGGAAAUGCCAUCAAUUAUGAGGAUGCGGUUAAAAUGAGCUCGCCACGAAUUCUCUUGUCGCCAAAAAGACAACGUAGUCCUCCUUCUGGUUGCUCAUCACGCAGUGCUUCGCCUUUAGACUUAAAUCUAAGUCCAGAAUCUGCUUCACCAACUAACCUUACUCAACACAGAUGUAAUUUAACACAGUUCAACACAGUUUCUCCUAUACUUAACAAUACAACAAUGAGCCCACAUAUACGUCCACAACCCAGACUUUUGAAACGAGUGGGAGGCGGAGCAGGUGCAAAUUUAAUUUGUCCUCCAACACCUACGCAUCAUGCCCGUCGACACUCACGGAUAGCCUCUAAUUCAAACACAUAUGGACUGAAUAGUAAUGACAAUAUUUAUUUGACCACUAAUUCUUUGUCUGAUUCAAAUAGUCAAUUGGAAUAUAAUUUUAUAAGUACGCCACCUUCUUCUCCUGCUUCAAUAAAUACCGGAGCAAUUACAACUGGUACAUUAGCGUCCGAAAAUGAUAUUAGGACGGCAGAUAUUGUACAACUUGGUGCCACAGCAGCUAGUAAUGGUGAUACCGAUGCGAUUGAAGUAGUUGAUAAUGAUAUUGUACACAUUACAAGCACUCGUUUGCCUUCGAUCCCAGAGAGAGGUGCUGCCGGUGGUAUGUUACGUACAAGCGGUAUUUUUGGUGAAACUGAUACGACUGCUGAACCACUACCACCUGCUUGGGAGGCUCGUAUGGAUAGUCAUGGUCGUAUUUUUUACAUUGACCACACAACUCGCACGACUUCUUGGCAACGACCAGUUAUAAAUGGUGCUGUGGUUACAAAUGGGCCGGGACGUGAACAACAUCAUCGUCAGCAGUUAGAUCGACGUUAUCAAUCUAUUAGACGUACAAUUACUAGCGAAAAUAGGCCUUCAGCUGCUUCUAGUAUACCUGCUGGCAUUUCCACUGAUACAACACAUGCCAGUUUUUAUAAUCAAAGUGCCAAUAAUAAUUAUAAUGCAGUAGCGCUUGGGCCUAGUUUGCAGUCACUGAAUCUUGGGGUGCAUCCAGCAGUACUUAUGUUAUGCCGUCCAGAUUUCUAUUCAAUGUUACAUACAAAUGAGGAUGCACUUUCUAUAUACAAUCGCAAUACAGCUUUGAAACAUAUGGUUUUACGUAUACGACGUGAUCCACAAUGUUUUCAACGAUAUCAAUAUAAUAAGGAUCUUGUGGCUUUAGUAAAUUCAUUUGCUCAACUCAAUCGUGAUUUACCUUCUUGUUGGGAGACUAAGCUUGAUCAAUCAGGAAAACAAUUUUUUAUCGAUCAUAAUAAUCGGAAGACCUCUUUCAUGGAUCCACGUCUGCCAAUUGAUUGCCAGCGCGUUGUAAGACAACGUCAUCAGCCACAUAACUUUGAUGUUUUUGAUGGGAAUUGUUUGUCCUCCUCAAGUAUACCACCACAACCACCACCAAGACCAAAUAUUUCAUUGUCAAACAAUCGAAAUAGUACACAUAAUGGUGUUGGAGUCGUUGGAGGAAGUAAUCAUUAUGAGGGCUACAAUGAAGUGCCCAUUGCUUACAAUGAAAAGGUGAUUGCGUUCUUGCGUCAACCAAAUAUUUUGGAGAUUUUGCGUGAACGUCACGGACAACAAACUGUGUCUCGUUCACUACGUGAAAAGAUUAAUAUCUUACGUGUCGAAGGUGUGCCGGCUUUAGAACGUCUUGGACAUGAUUUGCAAUUAACGAUUUUAUUAAGUCUUUUCGAACAAGAAAUUAUGAGCUAUGUUCCUAUUGAAGAGCCACAGGGUUCGCCGGUACUAAAUUCAAGACUACCGCAGCGUGCACCACCUCCAUUCAGGCGUGAUUUUGAAGCCAAACUACGUGGUUUCUAUCGCAAAUUAGAAUCCAAAGGUUAUGGUCAGGGUCCACAUAAGUUAAAGCUUCACAUAAGACGCACUCAUCUUCUAGAAGAUGCAUUUCGUCGUAUUAUGUCGGCUAACAAAAAGGAUUUGCAACGUGGUCGUUUAGCUGUACUUUGGGAUACCGAAGAGGGCUUGGAUUAUGGUGGACCAUCGCGAGAAUUUUUCUUCUUACUCUCGCGUGAGCUAUUUAACCCAUAUUACGGUCUGUUCGAGUAUUCAGCAAAUGACACCUACACUGUGCAAGUGUCACCACUUUCAGCUUUCGUUGACAACUGCCAUGAUUGGUUUCGGUUCAGUGGACGCGUUCUGGGUUUGGCAUUAGUGCAUCAGUAUUUAUUGGAUGCGUUUUUUACGCGCCCGUUUUACAAAGCCCUGCUGCGCCUACCAGUUGCGCUUAGUGAUUUAGAAUCGCUUGAUAAUGAAUUUCAUCAAUCAUUGCAAUGGAUACGAGACAAUGAUAUUGGCACUGGUAUAGAUUUGGGUCUUACGUUUUGCGUAACUGAAGAGUUAUUGGGACGUGUGGUCGAGCGUGAACUGAAACCAGGUGGCAAGAAUACAAUUGUAAAUGAAAAGAACAAAAAAGAAUAUUUAGAGCGGAUGAUUAAAUGGCGCUUGGAGCGCGGCGUGCAGGAGCAGACGGAAUCGUUGGUGCGUGGCUUCUAUGAAGUCGUUGAUUCGCGUUUAGUUUCUGUAUUUGAUGCACGUGAACUUGAAUUAGUUAUUGCGGGUACUGCCGAAAUCGAUAUAAAUGACUGGCGUUUAAAUACUGAAUAUCGUUCAGGUUAUCACGAUAAUCACCAGGUCAUUAUAUGGUUCUGGCAAGUAAUUGAAAAAUUCACAAAUGAGCAGCGUUUACGUUUAUUGCAAUUUGUAACUGGUACCUCAAGUAUACCGUAUGAAGGUUUCUCAGCACUACGUGGCUCGACUGGACCACGACGUUUUUGUAUCGAAAAAUGGGGCAAACCAAACUCGUUACCUCGGGCGCAUACAUGCUUCAAUCGUUUAGACUUGCCACCCUAUCCUACGCCGGAAUUGCUAUACGAGAAACUUCUUUUAGCUGUCGAAGAGACAAACACAUUUGGUAUUGAAUAGAUGAUUUUAUGUUUGUCUCUAUUAGGGUUACGAUUAUGCAUAAGCUUAGUAUCAAUAGUGAUAUUUUAAUUAUGAAAUUAUGGAAUUAUUUGUUAUUUAUUUUUAUUUAUAAAAUGCUAUUUUAACCGACUUGCACACAAUUUUAGUCAGUAAGUAAAGUAAUAUUGAGAAUACGCUGGACUUAUGUUCUGAUCUAGAACAAACUUUGCAAGAAUUUUUACAUUUACAGUUAUUAUUUAUCUUUAACGCACUAAAAAACAAUGAUAAAAACCUGUUAAAAUAAGUGGGUCACAUUAUUUAAUAAACCAAAAAUAUUUAAAGAACUCUUAGCUUUUAGGUUGAUAUCAUUGUAUGCAUUUGCACUUGUCUAUUUAAAUUUUGUUAAAUUUAAAACAAAAGGGGAAAAAAAGAUAGAUAUAUUUUCUUCCAUUAUUCAUUAGUUUCGUAAUACAGAUACUUGCGUAUAAUAUUUACAAGC
Molecule: messenger RNA, 5403 nt
Organism: Teleopsis dalmanni
Lineage: Eukaryota; Metazoa; Arthropoda; Insecta; Diptera; Diopsidae
Gene: Hecw
Product: E3 ubiquitin-protein ligase HECW2
Exons: 8
Coding region: 813-4925 (1370 amino acids)
Biological process (GO): regulation of dendrite morphogenesis
Molecular function (GO): protein binding; ubiquitin-protein transferase activity
Source: RefSeq, a predicted model, not a curated record